Messenger RNA from Cutaneotrichosporon cavernicola, 2985 nucleotides. RefSeq lists its product as uncharacterized. Gene Ontology annotation, biological process: regulation of DNA-templated transcription; DNA-templated transcription. Gene Ontology annotation, molecular function: DNA binding; zinc ion binding; DNA-binding transcription factor activity, RNA polymerase II-specific. The record is from RefSeq and is a predicted model, not a curated record. NCBI's taxonomy places the organism in Eukaryota, Fungi, Basidiomycota, Tremellomycetes, Trichosporonales, Trichosporonaceae. The transcript has 4 exons. The coding region runs from base 1 to 2985 and encodes 994 amino acids.
AUGGACGACGACGGCGACAUGUCAGACGGCGGCGCUGACGGUGCCAAGCGCCCUCGCCUCCGUCUGGCACAUGCAUGUGACCGCUGCCGCAAACGCAAAAUUCGCUGCGAUACCCAGCAGCCGUGCGGCCCAUGCUCGGCAACCAAGAACGAGUGCACCUUCAACACGCCAAGUCGUCGAGUGGCCAAGCCAAAGCCCAGUUCGCGUUCGUCCUCGGCCACGGGCCUCAAGAGGCCUCACUCGCCCUCGCGCGGCAGCUCGAGCUACCAGGCGUCCCUCGAGGCGCGGUUAGCGACGCUCGAGUCGCUCCUCCGCGACGUGCCGCCUAACGUGCACAAUGCAUACCUCUCCACGCUGGAUGCACGACUUGCAUCGGGCCAGGGCGGAGGUAUCGCGCAGGGCAGAGGCGAAGGCACCAGUGUUGGCGCUGAAGCCCUGCUAGGCGGUGGGACGGCAAUUGGCGCCGCCUCCUUUAGCCCGAACUUUGGCCUCAAGCCGGACGCUCCCUUCACACCAUCCUGGUCUACCAACACUACGAUGGCCGGCGCGUGGGCGGGUGGACGCGGCCUUCGCCGACGAGACGAGCGCGCUAUGGAUGACAUGGCCCGUCGCAUGGAGAACCUGAGCUUCUUCUACGAAGAUGAGAUUGGCCAGGCCAAAUGGCAGGGCGCCACUUCAGGCUUCCCUCUGCUCGAGAUGCUAACCGCCGAACAAGCGGGCGGUGACGAUGAGGAGGAGGAUGGUUCCUCUCCCGCCUCAACAGUAGAGGUGCGGCCCACGCGCGCGGCCCCCUCGCCGCCCCAUCGCGUUGGCCGAGUCGACAGACGUGCCAGCUCGGUCGGCGGCGGCCGGUCACAUUCCAAAGCACGCUCCUCAAGUGCCCACAGCACCAGGAGGGAACGUUUCUUCCCGGACCGCAAUCCGCGCCCGCACCAGACGCUCAACCCAGAGGCGAGCUGGAAGGUGAUCACAGGGGUCAUUCCUCCGGAUUUGAUGGACACGCUCGUACGGUGUUACCUUUCGACGAGCCACCUCCUUUGGCCUUUCCUGCACGUGCCGUCGUUCCUCGCCGACUACGCCAACCCGCAGCAGUGGGGUGAGCCCGGUUUCGCAUGCUUUAUUGUUGCCGUGUGCACACUCUCCUCCCGUCAUGUCGACGACCCGCGCGUGCGCGCCAACCCCGCGGAUCCGUCGACCGCCGGCAAGCAGUACUUUGAGCUGUUCAAGCGCCUGCGUGAUCUGCCCUCUGCCGACCGCCCGACGCUGUACUCGAUUCAGGCCGCGUUCCUGGCCGCGAUCUACGCUUUCGGCCUCGGUAAUUUAAGCAAGGCGUUUGCGCUCCAAGCCGAGAGUGUCACGUUAUGCCUCGAUGGCGGCCUGCACCGCAGUGUGGACGCGUACGACCACUUCAACGCAGUGGAGCGCGAAACCCGCAAGCGCACGUUCUGGUCGAUUUACGCCUGGGACAAGCAGUCGGCGGCACUGUUCGGCCGCCCCCCCAUCAUCCACUUGCGUGACUGCGACGUCGACGAGCCGCUCAUCACCGACGACGACAACCUCACCGUCGACGGCGCAAAGGAGCAGCCGAAUCCCGAGACGAGCAGGCUAUGCGCUUUUGUCGCUGCGAUCCGCCUGCACAUCGUGCUCGAGGGUGUGAUCGACUCAUCAGUUCAGGCCUCGGUUUUCCCCACUAGCUCGUUCCUUGCGCGGGCCUCGGCCGUGAUUUCACACAGAGCGCCGCUAAGCGAUUCGCUUCGCGACGAGGAGGCCCUUCUAGAGGAGUGGACGCGUAUCCUCCCCAACUACUGGAAAUACGACUCGGAGACGGCCAACUCGCGUGACCCGAUCCGCAUUACCCAGGCCGAGCGGCUACACUGCCUCGAGCACCUUGUCAAGAUGAUCAUCUACCGCCACCGAUUCUCGGGCUUCGUCCUUCAGCCAGCCGCAACCGUCGAGGACCGCGCGUGUCACCUCGAGUGGUGCAAACGUGCCAUGCAGUGUGCACUGACCAUCAUUGCCGACCAUGUCCAUAUCAGUCAGCGCGGCAUGAUGACAUACUACGGCGUCCACGUCAUUCACCAGCUGGCGCAGGCAGGUCGCACGCUGGUCGCAGUCAUUUUGAACUGCAAGAACCCCGAGUUCCGCCCUCUGAUCUCGCCAUCUAUUGAGGGUCUGCGCUCGUGCGUUGGCCUCCUGCGUCGCUUUAGCGGUCGCUACCUGUGCGGUCUCCGGUCCGCUGACAUUAUUGACGAAUUUUGUCGAGUGUGCAACAUUCCGGUCGACUCGCCUCGCGUUCCAGACUCGGCUGGCCGUCCUUCUCCUGCAUGGUUACGUCCGGUCCGCAAGCGUACUUCCCUGUCGCCUGCGCCAUCUCAUCUGCGCUCGUUGCGUGUUGCCGAGGAUCUCCCGUUUAUUGGACAGAACCAAGAUAUGCUUUCGACUCACCCCGAAUUGAGUACGGGCGUCGUGCCGACCGAUCUCGAAUCGCUGUUCAACACGUCUGAGUACUUGGACAUCAGUGCCAUGGACGUGACGUCACCUGCCAGGAACCCGGGCAUCGGUGCGACGCCUGCAUCUCUAAACCCGUUCGGCCUCGGUGAGCCGUCGGCUCCGUUUGACCGCCUCGAAACGUUGUCGCCCAACGAGAAUCUGGGCGGCAUUCCGACCGUCUUCCAGCAGCAACAGCACCUUCAGCAGGCGCAGGCGCAGGCGCAGGCGUUAUUGAACAGCCAGGCGCUCAACGGCUCAACCUCUGCUAUGGAGGGCAUUCAGCUCAACAGUACCCCGAAUGGCGGUUUGGGCAACGGCGACCUGACUGGCGACACCAAGUCGUCGCACGGACUUUCUGCGGCGACGAUCCUGAGCCUCCUCGAAGAAGGCACCUUUGAUUACGGCUCCAUUUUCACUGACCAGGCCCCACUCGGCGACUUCACGUUCAGCACGGACGUGAUUGCUGAAAAUGGCCCCCACUCGGUAGGCAGGUAG